Striga asiatica is the source of this 2054-nucleotide messenger RNA. Lineage: Eukaryota; Viridiplantae; Streptophyta; Magnoliopsida; Lamiales; Orobanchaceae. The record is from the annotation of a GenBank genome assembly.
UGUUUGGUUUUGAAUAUACGGGAGCCGAGGCACCUUUGGAGGGAUUUGAUGAAAAUGAGGCGUGGUUGGAAAUCUUCAGGGUACCGAAGCAAAAAGGAGACUUGCACAAUAGUCUCAUCAAGGAUUAUGACGUAUAUAUUCUCCACAGGUUUUUAAGUUAUACAAUGUUAUCGAAAAAAAAGAGGCUAAAAAGUUAAGCAAGAACCAACUCUUCAUAAAUAUUUAUUGUGCCAUUCACAAAAAACCCGUCAAUUGUCUCUCUUUCAUUUGGUCGAACAUAGCACGUAUCCAGGCCGCGAAUAGGUUCUACCCAUCAUCGGUCGCUUAGUGGCAGCCUUGGCAUUUCAUUUCAAAAUUUCUCAAGCGAUGUGGUAGCUUAACGACUUGGAAUUAAAGAUUUUCGCCAAGGCGACGUGGUAAAGAUAGACGGGACAUUGUAUCCCCACGAAGAGCGGGAACACGUAAAGAAAUGCAUUAGGAGCCAAAGCGGAGGACGUGGAAAUGGAGGAGGCUCAUCCGACAUUGCGGCCUAUUGUUAGAGUGCCAAUCUAUGGGAGCCCAAUGGAGAUGAUGAACAAGCUCAAGGAAAUAGCACGAUUGAUGACUACCAACUUCGCUCGGAUGGAAUCUCGGUUCGAUACUUUGGAGGUGAGAGUGGAUUCGAUUGACUCCACACUUGUGGCCCCUUGGACCGUGGAGGAUCUGCAAGGGAAUUUUUCCAAUGAAGACUGAGAUAAAUUGGAAGCAUUAGAUUCUUUGGCAAAGGAGAAGGACAACAACGAGUUCAAGAAGACAAUGCUACUGGCGUUCAGAAAAUAGACACUUAAUGAUAUGUAUAAGAGAUUACAGGAGUAUAACACAAGCUUACAACAGUAUAAUAGUAGACUGCAGUCAGAACUUCAGGCAACAAAUGAGACACUAAAGCGCAUUGCAAGGUGAGGCUAUGAAACAAAAGGAAGCAUUGGGUAGUGAAGUUGCUAGCAUGAGAAGUGAUCUGCAGCAAGUACGAGAUGACUGAGGUCGACAAUUGUUACAAGUCCAGGCUCUAUCGGCUGAAGUUGCAAAAUACAAAGAAUGCACUGGAAAAUCUAUUGCCAAGUUAGACAGCCUGACAACUAAAACAACUGAUCUUGAGUCGACAUGUUUGUCUCAAAGUGAGCAGAUAAACUUCGCAAGAAAUUGCACAACACUAUCCUGGAGUUGAAAAGGAACAUCUGUGUCUUUUGUAGAGUGAGGCCCCUUUUGUCCGAUGAUGGAGUCGGAAACGAUGCUAAAGUUGUCUCAUUUCCAACGUCAACGGAAACGAUGCAUUGAUUUGGCACACAACGUAAACUUUGCUUUACUGAAUUUCACACUACUUGACAAUAACUUAUCAGUGCAAAAGCUUUCUUUCACUUUCGAUAAAGUGUUCAUGCCCGAUGCUUCUCAGGAAGAUGUUUUUGUGGAGAUCUCACAGCUUGUUCAGAGUGCACUUGAUGGCUAUAAGAACCAAAGUAAUUCCAAUAAACCUUUUUCUACUAAUGAACAUCAUCCUUCCUGCUUUGAGAUGGUGCAAGCAAUUGAUAUCCGUAUGCAUCUUUGCAUAUGGCCAAACAGGUUCAGGCAAAACAGAUUCAUUCCAAGAUCACUAGAGCAGGUGUUUGAGACGAGGCAAAUUCUUCAAGCCCAAGGAUGGAAGUAUGAUAUGCAGCAUCAAAUAGAACAUGCUCUGAUGCCUCACGAGCAUAAAAUGCUGGAAAGCAAUAUGCAAUCAAACACGAUGCCAAUGGAAACACUCACGUUUCUGAUCUAACUAUUGUGGAUGUCCGAAGUAGCAAGGAGGUUUCUUAUCUCUUGGAAAGAGCAGCACAGAGCAUGUAGCUGGAAUUACAUGAAUUUUUCCUCCCUUUGUUACUUAUUGUUGUAUCACUCUUAAUACUUUAUACCUUUUAGAUAGGUGAAGCAUUGGUAUUUGUAAAAUUUAUGUAGUUUUCAUGUGGACAUUAUGUUGAACAAUAAGAAAUUGACUGAAAAAUUGUGCCAUUGAAGUAAAGCACAUAAUUUUUUUUUUUUCA